AUAUAUAUAUAUAUAUAUAUGUAUUAUUAUUUCAGAUGGAACAUAGUGAAGGCUUUGAAGUACACAAAAGUGUAAGUGAAAAAAGAAACUUGACUUGGAUUGAUGAAAUGGACAACUUUUUAGUUGAUCGAUUAAUGGAGCAAAUGCAUAAAGGGCAAAAGAUAGGAGGAGUCUUCACCAAGACAGCUUAUGCAAUGGUUGCGCGAGAAAUUGGGGAAAAUUUUGAAUUGAGUUGUAACUUUGAGCACAUAAAAAAUAGAAUGAAAACUUUAAAAAAAAACUUUUAUGCUGCUCAAGAAGUUUUACAAAAUGGUAGUGGAUUUGGUUUCAAUGAAUCAACUGAAAUGAUCGAAGCUACCACGGAAGUAUGGACUACUUACACUAAGGCACACCCAGGAGCAUCUCAGCUCAGACACAAACCUAUUAGAAAUUAUGAUAAGUUGUCCAUUCUUCUUGGAAAAGAUCGAGCAACAGGAAGUCUUGCUACAGGUGCAAAAGAAAGACAACUUCGUUGGGCCCAGGAACAAAAUUUGGAUGACACAAUUCCAUUAGGAUCAUCACAACAUGGGAUUAGAGAUGAAACAUUUCCUUAUGUUGAAAAUGAAGCAACAACUGAGACAUCUUUCUCAUCUGCAGAUGCAUCUGUUUCUGCACCAAAGUCAAACAAAGAAACAAAAAAGCGAAAAGCAAAAUAUGCUGACAUUGUAAGUGAAGAAUUAAGGUCAAUUAGAGUUGGAAUGGAUGCAGUUGUUGCGGCUCUUGAUAGAAGCAACCUUCAAAAUUAUACAGAAGAGCAAUUGUUUGAAGAGAUUGCUAAGAUUGGAGGCAUGAGUGAUGUAUCUCAUAUGAAAGCAUAUCAAGCUCUUAUCGGUGAUGUGAGUGCAGCCCGAGCCUUCCUUGCUUGUCCAAUUGAUAGGCGUAAGCUUUGGUUGUCAGUUAAAUUUGGACCUACUUUUUUUGAUGCCUAAUUUGAGAUAAUCUACUUAAAAAGGCUUGAAAGUAGAACAUGAUUUUAUUCCACUUGUUCCACAAGUAUCAAUGGGUGUGCAGAUCAAACAAGCCUAAUGGACAGCCUAAGUGGCUUCUUUCUCUUAUUCCAGAUUAUUCGCUGCUCAACUUCAUGCUCACAACUGCCAUCUAUAUCUUAGUAAGCAGAUUUUUCCUUGAUGCUUCAAAUUUUAUAAGUGAAAAAUACUAAUGAAUCUCCCUUUUUUAUUUGC
Molecule: messenger RNA, 1220 nt
Organism: Vitis vinifera (wine grape)
Lineage: Eukaryota; Viridiplantae; Streptophyta; Magnoliopsida; Vitales; Vitaceae
Exons: 2
Coding region: 36-968 (310 amino acids)
Source: RefSeq, a predicted model, not a curated record